This is a messenger RNA of Cladocopium goreaui, 2030 nucleotides long. The record is from the annotation of a GenBank genome assembly. NCBI's taxonomy places the organism in Eukaryota, Dinophyceae, Suessiales, Symbiodiniaceae.
UGAGAACACGUCAUUUGGUCAGGUGGUCAUGUGACCACCUCAGCCCUGGCCCAUGCCUUAGUCGUUGCAUGGCGGAACCUGACAUCUAUGGUGACUUGUGCGCGGACCUUCCUCCUACCCCAGCGGUUGCCUCCGCACCUGCCUCAGCUGCCCCGGCGCCGCGCAGCGAAGCACCAGCGCCACGCAAGGCCUUCCGCGCCAGGAACUUGGUGUGGAAACCCCCAACAGAUGGGGUGAGCAAGGCGCUAGAAAAGUCGGAGCCUGGUAGUGGCACCAGUUGUGCUAGCGGGGCCAGCGGUACCAGUGCCAGUGGUAAUGGCCCCUGUGAUACGAAUAGCACCAGUCAGAAGGUAGAGGUGAUCGACCUCGAGUCACUUGAAGAAUUGCAGGUGUUAAACACCAGUUCCUUCACGGCACCUGCACCCUCCGCUGUCCCAUCUGCCGGUUCAACAUCUACAGCGAAGAGUCCAGAGAAGCCAACUGCGGAGUCUCCUGCAGCAACUUCUGGUAGUGGGUCCCAAGGCGCUCCGACCACUGGGGGCUCAACGGAGGGCUCAGAUGACAAAGAUGCCGCCAGCAGCAGCUUGCCAGGACAGGAUUACUCAGAAUUCAUUCCUGUGGAACGGUGUCGUGGAAGAAAUCUGGGGAAGAUUCCAGUUGAAACUGAGACCGAGGCAACCCAGGUCGCUUCCAAGGAUCCAGAUGAGCUCCAGGUGUUGAAUGCCAGUGCUGCCUCCAUGCCCGAUGGUCUGGACAUCUAUGGUGACCUGUGCUCCGAUCUCCCCCGCACCUCCGCUCAAGGCCUAGCAGCUGGCUCGCCAGGGAAGCCCUUCCGCCGGCCGCGCGCUAGGAAUUUGGUGUGGAAGGCUGAAAAUCCCAGCCGCCCCCCGAAGGAUCCGAAAGUGAAGGAUGACUCCAAGGCUCACCAGGUGCACGAAGUGGAGGAUGAUGUACAACUGGAUGCGGCUCCACUGCAGACGCAACAGCAGGAGGCAGCCUUGCAGAAAGUCUUGGCAGAGGAGGCUGCUCCUCAUCCUGUGCCAGCACCUGGAAGCCCCGUGUCCGAAGAAGUGGAGGAUAGUGACGACGAUGGUUCCGUACACCUGGGCGAAGUCUUGGCCUCGCAGACAGCUGCGCGAGCUCCCCCGGGCGGACCAGCCAACGCGGUACCAGGAAGCCACUGGACUACACCAGUGCCGGUGGUGCCCUGUGCCCAGCGACCACACGAAGGCUUCUUGUUGCUGGCGGGGGUACCUGGCUGGCUCACAGAUGCAGAGCUGCGAAAACACGCCAGCCAGUUUGGGCAGGUGCGAAACCUGCGCACCCUUUGUGACAGCAAGGGGAAGUCUGUGGGGAUUCUGCUGCUGGAGUAUUCAGACAUCCAGAGCGUCCGCAGGGCAACCGAGGCUGAUGGCAUUUGCCGAAUGCGCAUGCUACAGGGCUUUGGAAUCGUGCCCCGGGUUAUGUCAGUUAGCUCCGAGCUGCACGGGGCGCUGUGCCGCCCGGCCGGCGCCAACCUGGCACCCUGGCCCGAUGGCGGUGGCUGCGGGGAGGAGCUACGGCAGAAGCUGAUGGAUGCGUUUGGCGUGCAGCCAGUUGGUUCCAAAAAGCGUUCCAAGGCCGAGGAGGCAGCCAACCUGACUGAGGAGAUCAAAAAACUCAAAGGCGUGCCCUUGGCCAGCAUUCCAGCAAGGGAAGCGCCAAAAGAAUCCAAGGCCGGUGAGGAUUGGGCCAAGAAGUUGAAGACCAUGAAAGGAGCUGUACAUCCCGAACCGAAGGAGGAUGGUGCAGACUGGGCCAAAAAGCUCAAAACUUUGAAGGGUGCCGUGCACCCUUCUGCACCUCUCGCGCCUCCCGCGCCUCCCGUCGCGCCGGCGGUGUCGCUUGCGCCUGCAACGCCGGAGGCUUCGACCGUCUCUUGGGCGCAGAAGCUGAAGAAGCUCAAGGGUGCUGUGAACUCCCACAACGGCCGUGGCUGACGUCGACUGCGAGCCGUGGCGCUGCGACAACUGUUUCCAGCUUGGGAAAAA